AUCUUCUUCCUUAGAUCUUGCGCUCUUCGUCAGUUUCGAAGCAUGGGUAACCGUACCUUGACUAUAAGUGUUGAAUUGUACCUACCAAAAAGCAGGCCAACUAAAGACCAAGAGCAAGCAUGAAGAAGAAGAAAAGGGGAAGAAGCGAACGUUAAAAAUGAAAAUGAAUCUACUCUCGUUGUUAAAUCGUAUCCAAAUCACAACCAAACUCAUAAAAUACAUUGGUUCUACCCAUCAUCAAAAUCACAUAUUGCCUAUAACCUCACCGCAUUCGUUAGCAUGGCUGCCCAAUAUUGUACCGCACCAUUUCCUGCCGAACUCUGGCAUUUGGUAUGCGAAAACCUAACGCCUCAUGAAGCACGAUCCCUUCGAUUGACUUGCAGAGUUCUUGCCAACAUUGCUGCUUGCCACGGUUUUCAACGGAUUGUCAUUCACCCCUAUAGCCCCGACUUUGAAAUGCUUCAGACAUUUUCUGAGAAUCCUUUCAUCAGCCGAAACAUCAAGUUACUCGUCUACCAAGUUUACACUCUCAUCUACCCAGAAAACUGGAACGUAUCUCUCUCACGAUAUCUGUCCGCGACUGAGAGUAAAGUCCUCCGUAGCCAGGUCCAAAAGUGUCGCCAAAACUUCCUUCCUGCUGGCAUUUGGGACAAAGGCUUUAUAUCCAUGGAUGAUAUUCGAGAGAAUUACCACCAGUAUUGUUGCACAGUGAGGUUUCAGCGGCAGCUUUGGGCUGGUAAUGCGGAAUCCGACUUUUUCGAAAGUGUGAUUCCACGUCUCACAGCCCUGGAACACGUCGUGGUCAAUGUCAAUUCUGAUUGCAGUUGGCCUUCGCCGCUUGACGCAUUCUUUGUCACCAAACACAAUAUCCUCAAAACGGACGGUGAGGGUCAUCUGGGAGCAAUGAUGAACGGCUUACGAGCUUCCAAUAUUCGACUACACUCUCUUGGGGGGAUCGGCCUGGAAUCUUUUGUGAUUAGUCCAGAGUUCCUCCAUACAAUCGCCACCACACAAGAAAACUUGAAGGAUGUCUGUCUCAGGUUCGGCACUUGGGCUGAAUGCAACGCUGGAAAGAUGCGCGAACAAGCAAGAUCCCGUGCCAUUGCAAAUUUUCUCAAAAUGCUCCCCGACUUGGAGAAUUUGUCUGUUUCCUUUACUAGACCGGACCCGAGGAUUUCUUCUUCGUCUAAGCUGGUGUUCCCUGCAAAACUUCAUGAAAUCAUCCCUCGAGGAUUCAGGUGGAAGAAAUUGCGCCGGGUUCACUUUCAAUGCAUCGAAGCUGACAAGAAUGAUCUGCUCACCUUUUAUGAGAUUCACAAGUCGACAUUGUUGUCCCUUCACGUGGGCGACAUGAAACUCCGUGGGUCUAGCUGGGGGAUGUUGUUUGAUGCCAUGUACUCAUUGAUCGGGCCCCGAUUUUCUCUUCACGGGCUCAACUUUGGUGUACACAACGAUCCUGGCAAAGCGAACUUUGGCAAGCGGGAAGAAAUCGUAGGGCGGGGCGAUGGAGGCAGCCAAAAAUAUUUACCUCUAUACAACCAAGCACUUGAUUGCUGCGAAAUCGCCGGGUUGAGCCCGGCAACGUUCAGCCCCAAAAUCGCUCCCCCAAGAUGCUCUGUGGUUCCGAACUACAACCCCUAUUCUGACAUACUUGAUUCUAGCAUACUACGUACUUGAUUUAUUAUAAUUAAAGUAAUUCAGCGAGUCAUUUCGAA
Molecule: messenger RNA, 1715 nt
Organism: Hypoxylon fragiforme
Lineage: Eukaryota; Fungi; Ascomycota; Sordariomycetes; Xylariales; Hypoxylaceae
Exons: 1
Coding region: 280-1677 (465 amino acids)
Source: RefSeq, a predicted model, not a curated record